CGUUAUAUGUUAAAAUACUAUCAUUUGACAUACAAUCAAUAUAAACAUUUUUAAUGAGAUAUUUUACAUUUUUAAAAAUACUGUUCAAAAUCCAGUAUCUUAUUCUUAAAACACACCUCAGUUUUUUUUUUCUUCACACCUCAGUUUUGAUUAAACACGUUUUAACAUGCUCAGUAGUCACAUGUGGCUAUUGGCUACCGUUGUGUACAACACAUAUGUAGACAAUUACUGGGGAUUGCCAAUAGAUAGAAGUUUACAAGAUCCUUAGUUUAUAAUCUCAUUCCAUAGAGCUAAAAUUUCCUUUCAUUUGCUCGAAUCUGUGUCUCUGGAGCUCCCAUGUUUUAGUUUAGUUUUAGUUUUAUUGUACAAAUACAGCAUCCCUUUCACUGUGACACAUAGUUGGACGUAGCUCUCAUGUCCCACUGAGCCUGCUUUAGGUUAAACACUAGUUGCUCAUGCUCUUCAUAUUAUGUAGUUUAAAGCCACUUCCCAUCUGAACACAUCUCUCGUAAAAUGUGGUAACCAGAAUCACAUCUAGUGCUCUAGCUGUGGUCUGACCUCAAAGAGGACAAAACCUGUCCCUCCCCCCACCCUGCCCUUUCUGCACAUUUACUACUAUUAUUGCAGCCUUGGUGGCCAUUAGUCCUUUCGGUGGCUGUUACGAUAUUGUCUCCUACUAAGCUAUUAUUGAGCACCCAGAACUCUUCCUCUAUUUACGUAGUUGCUUAUUUUUGUGAACUCAAAUACAAGACCUUACAUAUAACUUGGUAGUGCAGUGGUUCCCAAGUGGAGAUGAUUUUGUCGCCCCCAGGGGACAUUUGGCCAUGUCUGGAGACAGUAUUGGUUGUCCCAACUGAUAGGGAAGGAGGUGGUGGAGGUGCCAUUGGCAUCUAGUGGGUAGAGGCCAAGGAUGCUCCUGAACAUCCUGCAGUGUACAGGGCAGCCCCCACAACAAAGAAUCAUCCCCAAAUGUCAGUAGUAUGGAUGUCAAGAAGCCCUGCUGUAGUUUAAUGGGUGAAGGUGUGGGCUCAGGAAACAGUUGGGUUCACCUUGAGGGCCUUUGGGCACUGGUCAUAUGUUCUUGUGGGUGUUAUGAGUGCUUCUGCUGGGCUCCCUAAGGGUGCCCGCUGCACUAAGGAUGUAGUAUGUGUUCACUUUUCCUGUGUCACUGUCUUGUAACUCUGUCAGAAAAGAAAGCAAUUUGUCUAUCUUGAUUUUUCAUUUUGACUAAUUUUUAGUAAGCUCCAGAAAGUUUGGUAAAUAUAGAAAAAUAUAUUAAAAUACACUUAAGAGUUACUCCUAAUUCCACUGUCUAGGGAUAACUACAGCUAACCUUUUGGUGCCUGGGUCUGAAUCCUGGGCCCACCAUCUGUUGGUUUUGUGACCGUGGGUUAAGUUAACCAAGGGGGAUAAUAAUAGUACCUGUCCCAUAGAGUUGUGAGGACUGAACAUAUUUAAUAUGUAUAAAAUGUUUAGAACAGUCCCUGGCACAUUGUAAGAGCUGUGUAAGGGAUGGUUGUAGUGUUUUGCUUUGCAUGCAUUUGUGUGUAUUUCUGUGUCUAUGUAUGUGAUGUGCAGACGUAUACGGUCAAGCUCAUGCAAUAUACUUAAUUUUAUUCCUGUUUUGGCUUAUAUGGAGGACAUUUGCCCAUGUUACUGAACAUUCUAAGAAAGCAUGUUACUUUCUGUAGAAUACUAUGAAUUUAAUGUAAGGAUAACUGAAUACAUAAUUUUGUGCUAAAUCACACCUUAAAAAUUUUUUUAUAUAUUUAUUUAUUUAAUUUAUUUAUGAGAGGGAAAGCAAGAGCACUGGUGCCCACAAGCGGGGAGAGUGGGGGAGAGGGACAAACAGACUCUGUGCUGAGCACAGAGCCCAACGUGGGCUUGAUCCCAUAACCCUGAGAUCAUGACCUUAGCCACUGUCGAUGCUCAACCGACUGAGCCACCCAGGUGCCUCUAAAUCAUACCUCUUAAAAUCAAUCAAUCAAUCAAUCAAUCACACCCCUUAAACUAGAUUCAAGAAUAGACUGAUUAGUUGUGGCAAGUACUAAGGGUUUAGAGAAGUUUGAGAAAAAGGCUUAAAAUUGAGAACAUCUUAUCCAUUAGUUUGCUUUUUUCCCUGUGGGUGAGAAAAGGCAGCUAUUGUUAAAUUUUAGCAAAAGACACCUCAAUGUUGUAUAUAGAAAUGCUAUAUUCCAGUCAGUUCUAGAAUUUUACCCCAAAUUGAUGCAUAGUUUGUUUCUAGUUUAUAGAAUCUGCAUUCUUUAAAUUCUCUCCUCCUCCUUUGCAAAAGCAAACAAAACGAAAAAACCCAAAAGGUAUACAUUCUCAUAGGUUUGAAGAGAUUCCUGUUUUUUCAUAAUUUUCUGUUGAAAACUCACUUUUCUGAGUUGGAAAAAAAAACAAAACUUUUUUCUCCUACACAGUUAGGUCUGAAGUUCUGAAAGUGGUGAAUUUAUGUUUUGCAAUGAGUUUACUCUUCAUUUGGAAAAGUGAACAGUUUGGUAUGAAAUUGGGCAGCUGUUAGGCUUCAGAAUGGCUUUUUCCCUUAGUUUUAAGGAUACUAGAUUGUGUUUGUCUUGUUCAGUUUCUGUGUAUCUGGGCUCUGUGAUACAGUUUGGAAUUUUAGAAGCCUUUGAGGAGUUUCCAAGGAAAGAUAGCUCUUGAAGUUUAUUACCAGCAUUUUAAUUUGAGAAACAAAAAAUGGUAUUUAAAAUUCUCAUUUGGCAGGAAAAACAACGGUGUUGUGGCUCCCUGGGUGGGAGGAGAGGAGCCAAGGAGGGAGAGUGUCAUUGCAUAGUACAACUAUGUGUUGUCUAUGGACUUUUCCUUCUCAUAGUCUUCUCCAGUAUGUUUGGAGGACUCAAACAGGAUGUAGGUUCACUUUCUUCUACUAGGAGCUUAGCAAGUUGCUGUCUUUCUGGUACUCUUUGUCAGAUGAAUGAUUAGUUAGCUGGGCAGCCCUAAUGGAGCUUGUUUCAGAGAAGAAGCAGUUGAUAGGAUUUAUUACUUUGGAAGGGGCUCUGGGAAUCACAGUCCUCACGUGUGGAACGGCCUGUAAUGUCUGGACCCUUCAGGCAGUUAGUGUAUUACCACCUCCGUGUAUUGAAGCAGCUGAGGCCUGGGAAUUUAAUGUCUUUCUUCAGCCAGCCAGCUGCAAUUGCCUAUUCAGAGCACUUGGUGAUCAGUUGGAGGGACACUCACGAAAUCAUCUCAAGCACCGACAAGAGACAGUGGAUUACAUGAUAAAGCAGCGGGAAGAUUUUGAACCCUUUGUAGAAGAUGACAUUCCUUUUGAGAAACAUGUGGCCAGUUUGGCAAAGCCUGGCACCUUUGCUGGCAAUGAUGCAAUCGUAGCCUUUGCAAGAAAUCAUCAGUUGAAUGUGGUGAUUCAUCAACUUAAUGCCCCUUUGUGGCAGAUUCGUGGCACGGAGAAAAGCAGUGUGCGGGAGUUACAUAUUGCAUAUCGGUGCGGAGAGCACUAUGACAGCGUUCGGAGGCUCAAUGACAACUCGGAAGCCCCCGCACACCUCCAGACUGAUUUUCAGAUGCUUCAUCAAGAUGAAUCCAAUAAAAGGGAAAAGAUCAAGACGAAGGGCAUUGACUUUGAAGAUGACCUGAGAGAUGAAGUAGAAGAUGCUGUCCAGAAAGUUUGCAAUGCAACUGGUUGUUCAGAUUUUAAUUUGAUAGUCCAGAACCUGGAAGCUGAAAAUUAUAAUAUUGAAUCUGCAAUAAUUGCCAUGCUUCAGAUGAACCAGGGGAAAAGAAAUAAGGAGAACCUUGAGUCCGGCGGCCGAGUUCUGAAGCAAUGUGGCCCUUUAUGGGAGGAGGGUGGCAGUGGCACCCGACUCUUUGGAAAUCAGGGUGUAAAUGAAGGCAGAACUGAAAACAAUAAGGAGCGGGCCAGCCCUAGUGAAGAAAACAAAGCAAAUAAAAACCAGCUCCCAAAGGUCACCAACAAACAGAGGCGGGAGCAGCAGCGCCUGGAGAAAAAGAAGCGACAGGAGGAGAGGCACCGCCACAAAGCCCUGGAGAGCCGGAGUGGCCAUAGGGACAGCAGCCGCAGUGAAGCGGAGGCCAACACGCAGGUCACCUUGGUGAAGACCUUUGCUGCUCUCAACAUCUGACUCUCUGGCCUUUUGGGAGCUGCACGAAGCCAGUGGAAAAUGGAGCGCUGUGUACUAGGCUCUCCAGUGAGGCCGUCCUCUCCCCAAAGACACACAACCCACAAAACUCACACUCAAGCUCACACACUGAGUUAGUCUACUUCAAGCUGCCUCUGUUUUGCUCAGACUUUUGUUAGUGAUGUGUUUUAUUUUAUGAAAGUUCACUGAAGCCAUUCAUGUUCUGUAAUUAAAAUAUUGAGUUCUAGGGUUGGAUAGUUCAGGCAAAACCUUUUAAGUGUGGUUUUAUUUGUCCUGAAAAUCAGUUCAGUGACCCUUGGAUUUUUCUGUAACACUUGGGGUGAGUUUUGCUGUAAUUGUUCACGAAGUAGUUUAGAUUAAUUGCUAGAAAUUCAGAAUGUCAAGUUUCCUUUGUUUCUCUUUGACUUUCAAGCAGAUAUUCACAUACAGGAUAGUUUAUAAACGGUCUCCAACUCAGGAACAUGUUUAGAUUUAAUUUUCUACGAAUUCAAGUUAAUCAGAAAUUAAUUCAGGAAGUAUUUUUCCCAAAAUAAUAGGAUAUGGGGGUUGUGGCCUGUAGUCAGAGUGGAAAUUCAACACCUACGUUUUUCUCCUUCCUGAUUCUGAUGCUAUUUCAGAUGGGAUGCAGGUGCUGUGAGGUUUGCCUGUGCUCAAGCCAUAUGAUAAAUAUGCCUGACGACUGUUAAUUAGGCCUGGACUUUGCUGGAAAAUCGGUAGUGUUGUUGAGAUUUUGGUACUGGUUUCUUGACACAGAGAAGGUAGUAUGUUACUGCUUAUGAUGUAAUUCUGAUCGUGUGAGAGCAGAACCUCUAGUUGUAAAGGGAGAAAUGAAGAGAUUCCUGAGUCUUUGUACAGGGAGUGUCUAAAGAGUUACUUGAUGCUGUAGGGGCAGAGGAAUAUCUAAGGCUUUUCAGGUUCAUGUUUUAAGUAAUUGUGUUUUCUUCCUUGCUGUUCGAGACUUAGAUGCCUUCAGAGAAGUAGUUUGACCUGUUGCUCAGUUUUCUUACUGUUGUGAAAAUGGAAUCCCAUAAAAUGCUGCAUUUCUUUCUUUCUGUUCCAGCCCUAUCUGGGAUUUUGAUGUUGGAAAAAGUCUUGUGCACUCUAGCAGUUGUCAGCGACUUAGGUUAGACCACCAGGGCAGAGGCUGUGUGACUCCACAAUUCUAACACGGAUUUGGGAGUUGGAGAGAAGUCAGUCCUAAGACUGAUCAGUGGGUGUGGACUUUGAACCUGGAAUGUAUGAAGUGGACAGUCAUGGACAGUCUUGGCCUUUUGGGGAUCCAGUACUUGGACAAAUAAAAUCUGCUGAAUCAAAAGGUAAAUUAGUUAGUUCUCCAUCUCAGAUUUCAGAAUUAUAACAGUUCUAAGGGGAAGGAAGAAGCAUAAAGAAGUGUUGAGAGAAUGGGUGAAUCAUUAUCUGGGCUGGCCCUGGAUUCAUUGAAUUGCUCUUAUCAGCAGAUGAUUUGCUUUCUUUAGUUUUAAUGACGUGUUUUAAUUUUUUGUUCGUUGACUUCAGUGACUUUUUUCUGGUUUCUUGAAGCUGCUCUCAGGCCAUUGCAGUUUGGGCUUCUUCCUGGUAUAGUGCUUUGUAAUGUUAGCAGAUUUGGAAAGUGCGGAGUAUGUUUCCUUUGCACGUUGUGGAGUCCUGAGUCUGAGGCUGUAGGAAUCAGUCCCUGCAGGGGCAGAAUCUCCAUUGCCUUAUUGUGUCUAAGGGAGUGAGAUCUAGGGCUCGAGGUUGAUCGUUCUCUUGGCUUUCUCCUCUGGACACUUUCCUGACUGUGGCCGAUCUUUCCUGAGCAGAUACUCUUUCUUGUCUGUCUGGUAGCGUGAGAGUGCAGGUGACCAGAUCCUCUUGGGUAGGUCAGGAUUGUGUGCCAGAAACUCAGCAGAAUUUGGAGUCCAAAAUAGCAUAGGGGUACCCCUUGUCAGGAGCAGUAGACUUGCUUUAUUUAAGUGGUUGAUUAAGGUGGUCUUGGGCCUGUUGGGAUUUAAAGGUUUAACUAGAAGCUGCUAAAAAGUUAUUAAAGAAUAUUGGGCACAUUUAUUAACAAAUGAGCAAAUUCUGAUAAUAGAGUUCAACAUUUCUGAGGUAAAAUAAUAGUGGUUUUAAAAACUAAUCAUAUGGCUUCGGUAAUUUUCUCUUAUUAUCAUUUCAUAGUUUUCCAGUUAAAAUUGGUCUGCAUUUAAUAUGAUAAAUAUUAGGAAUGGGAUACGUGUACCCAACUUCAUGAUCUCUUCUGCUUAAGGGUGUGAAUUUAGAUUUCACUGCCUCUGUCUCACUGAAGUAUGAGUUAGAUGGGAGACAUAUACUUAGUUGCCUUGUAGACACUUGGAAAUUACUUUAUUGGCAGCUAGCACGGAGGUCCCGUGUGUGUGGUUCUGGGAUGACUACUGUCAGUGACUAGUGUCCGUACCAUAGUCUUACGUGCACUCCCUGUUAGGAGGUGCUUCUGUGCUGUGUCAUGACCAUUAGAGGUUUAUGUUACAUGGAAUUGUCUCGGUAGCUUUUUGUGAGGUCAGGAGAAAGGGGAUGGGGCUGUGGUCUGUAGCUGCUUAGUAGUCUUAUAAACUGUAUAUAAAGGUUUUAUGGAUUUUAAAACAAGAUUUUUUAAAGGUCAAAAUAAAUAAAAUUUUAGUGGCAACAGCUUUGUAUUAGAGAGGUAGAUGUAGUAAAACAACGUAGAACCUUCUAAAUAACACAGUUGCCAUCGGGAGAUAGUAGAGAGAGAGAACACAUAUAUAUAUUUAGUUUUUUAGUAGUGUGCACACAUUUUUUAGGAGCAGAGCCCAGUGGAGGGAUUGUGGCAGAGAGAAGGAUCUUGAACAUCGGCUGAGGUUGUUGUCUGUAGUUUCUUUUAUAACCUCUGCAAACACUUGCAAAUCUAUUUUGAUCCCGAGGGCUGGUGAAUUGGGGUCUCCCCUGAGGGGCGGCUCGAGUGGGCAUCCCGGGAACCUUCGAACAAGUCAUGGGUAGCGUGCUGCCCUGGCUCCCGGGGGUGUACAGAGUGAAGUGAUGCGGUCCUGGGGGCAGGGGUGUGCGACGUGGGGGAGGGCCGCUUGCAUGUUGAGUAGGUGGGCAUCUGAUGGACUUGGGCACUGCACCGUCCUGCUGGUGAGGCCCUGUUGUCAGUGUGCAAUUUCUCUCAUUCUGAGAAACUCUAGACUCUGCCUGGGUUUUACCAGGUCAACACAGAAUGCUGUCAGUUUACCUCUGAAGUGGUCAGCUCGAGCGUGCGGUCGGUCACUGGAAACUGGCAUUUCUAGUCCAUGCUGACGACCGGUCACCCUGAGUGAAGGGAUGAAAAUGGAGCUCUUGCUCUCCAUGGGUCACCUCUGGGACCCUCUCUGACCCCCAUUUUGGGCAGACACGUGGCUCUUCACCUUUUUACCUUUUUACCUCAAGGCUCUGUAUGUCUGUAGCAAAUGCCUAGAUUCAGAGUCUGCUGCUGUUUUCCUGUUGGGUCGUCUUCACUAGUCACUGUUCGUUCACCUCUGCUUUCAGAACAGGCACUGCUAAAUCUCUGGGGCCUUCUGGCUGUUGUUCUGAGGUGAUUUAACAAUGGCACUUUUUUUUACAAGGUGUGUUUUCCUGACUCUAAAGCAAAUUGUAUUUUUCCGCUGAUGUUGAAGCAAAGAUCUUCUAGGUGGCGUGUUGAGGGACAUCUCCCGCUGUCCCCUAUUAGAGGGGGCAUGAGUGACUGGUGUGAAGUGGAGGUGGUGACCCCAGUCACAAAGUGCUUGCACAGCAUGGGGCACUCCGCCUGCACCCCAGGGACCAGCCCACGGUGAGGAGCUGGGCCUGUGGGCUGCCCUGCCCUGCCCCGGCCCCGGGUUUCACUCCCGGUGACCUCAGGCCCUUAGACACAUCUUCUAAGCUUCCUAGUCUCUCUCUCCUGGUUAGGAGUACUUUCUGGCUUGGUUAAAAUGGUUAGCAUCCUUGCAAAGCUGCUGGAGAAGGGGCUGCCAUCACAAAGAAUGUUUCGGUAAAAGCAUGAACUUCUGUACAGUGGCUUUAUUUUCAGCAAGGCAGGCCCGUGCCACAGAACUGCUGCCACUCACUGUGCUGGUCGUCAGGGAGGGCGAUGACCCCUGGACGAAACAUCUGAGGUCCGCCUCCGCCCCUGUGCAUGUCAGCAGCUCCCAGGUCACCGUGACCAGCCGUCUGGGACCGUCAUUAGAACUCAGCCAGAAGCCUCAGCCUGCAGUUUGAUCCCCUGGCAGGUCCCUUGACCAAAACCUGAAGAAGGUUGGUGGGCUGCCCACAUCUUCUCACUCUCCUUGUUCAUUUUCCAUGGCGGGAAGGGCCCUUGGCCUCCCCUGCCACCCUUCCAGCAACCUCCAGGAGCACUGAGCUCAGUGAGAAGGAAGGGAGGAGCCGGGAGUUAGACUUGAGCCCCGCGUGUUCCUCUUGUGGACAUAGGAGUACAGAUGGGCGUGAACCCCUUGUGCAGGAGGGCAGGUGUGUCUGUGGAGAGCACGGGCCUUUGCAGGCUCAGGAACCUUCUCUUUUUUCUAAUUGCACUAUGCUUGUUCUAGCUUCAGUCUGGAGAUAUUUAAGACCUCCGUGGGGUCACGAUCCAUAGACUUAGCAAGUCUUGCCUUAUUGCUGGAGCUCGACGGGGAGAAAUGUGACCAUUGUCUGACGUCCAUAGUUCGUUUCCUCUCAGUUGUUUCUUUCACAGAUUGUGUUCAUCUGAACCAUUUUAUUUUUUAUUUACCAAAGUACUGUACUUGGCUAUUUGCAGUGUUUUCAAAACCAAAUGUUUCUUUUUUUUGUGUUUUUAAUCUUCCAUACUUGGUGCAAUAGAAGCUGCAAAGAUGUGCCACUUUAUCUAUGAAAUGGAGUUUUGUAUACCAAUAAAUUCUAGUUUAAAGACAAA
Molecule: messenger RNA, 9024 nt
Organism: Canis lupus familiaris (dog)
Lineage: Eukaryota; Metazoa; Chordata; Mammalia; Carnivora; Canidae
Gene: OTUD3
Product: OTU deubiquitinase 3
Exons: 8
Coding region: 2967-4127 (386 amino acids)
Biological process (GO): protein deubiquitination
Molecular function (GO): cysteine-type deubiquitinase activity
Source: RefSeq, a predicted model, not a curated record